AUGACUCGAGGGUACGUCCUUACACUAGCCAUGAUCUACAAGAUCCUAGCUUAUAUCGUCGCACCGUUGCUCCUUUCCAGUUGUCUAGCCAAGAGCAAACUUUCCCUUUGGAUGGAUGAGAACCAAGUCGAACACUUAGUUGGGCUCCGGAUGAAAGUGUAUAUUGUCAGUGAUGGAACUUUUCCUCACUAUCUACGGACCCCAGGUAUUGACAAGGGAUUACAAUCAAUCCCCUCUGAGGUGGACACUGUAAACCUCACGUGGGAGGCUGGGGAUGAUACGUUUACUUAUUGGUUCAACGAUUUGAAGUCCUUGGACACGCGGCUACUGUACAAUCCACUUCUAAGCAUUCCACUUUCCGGUAUGAUUCCUCAUAGACCCAAAGUUUUCCAGAUGUCAAUACCUUGUACGGGGGAGGACGAAGGAACAGCAUCUCUAACGUUAGGACUCCAAAUAUUUAAUAAGCAUGGUCAGCCAAUCAGAGGAUCUCCUAUGCAGUUUAAACUCAAAAAGACAUGCUCUGCGUUUGUUUCUUCCAAACUUUGUCCAUUUGAGUGUUUAAACGGAGGACGAUGUAGCCAGUUUGGCCACUGUGAAUGUGCACAAGGCUAUCAUGGACUCAAAUGUGAAAGAACAAUGUGCCAGAACGGCUGUGACAACAAUGGUACCUGUAUGUCAGAAGAUGUAUGUAUCUGUCCCGACGGUUUCUCCGGCAAGCGUUGUGAACGGGCUCUGUGUAAACAACCCUGUCAAAAUGGAGGACGUUGUAUACUUGAAGAUGUGUGUUGGUGUACUAGCGGUUUCUACGGAGAGGCUUGCAGAUUCAGCAAAUGCAAACCCCAAUGCGAAAAUGGUGGCGUGUGUAUUGGGGUUAACGAGUGUCAAUGUCCGGCAGCGUUUAAGGGUGAUUUGUGUGAAAAACGUAGAUGUAAGCCAACGUGUCGACACGGUGGUUUAUGUAUAGGAGACAACAGAUGUCGGUGCCCAGUUGGAUUCUCAGGCAGUGUGUGUGAAAAACGUGAAAAACGGGAUAAGAGAAGUAACAAAAACAAAAGGAAAAGGAAAAACAGGAAAAAGGGACGGAGGAAAAAGAAAAAUCAGAAAAAACGACGACGACAGAGAAAGAUAAAAAGACGAAAGGGAAAGGCAAAGAAAAAUAGACGGAAGCAACCAUUAUUAGAACAAGUGCGUGCUUUUUAUAGAAGAAAAAAGAAGCGCGAAAGACGGGAGAGAUUGCGGAAAGAAGGAAAUAGAAAUCGAAAGAAGCAGUUUGUACGGUGA
Molecule: messenger RNA, 1281 nt
Organism: Ylistrum balloti
Lineage: Eukaryota; Metazoa; Mollusca; Bivalvia; Pectinida; Pectinidae
Product: wnt inhibitory factor 1-like
Exons: 11
Coding region: 1-1281 (426 amino acids)
Biological process (GO): anatomical structure development
Cellular component (GO): extracellular region; cell surface
Molecular function (GO): signaling receptor binding
Source: RefSeq, a predicted model, not a curated record